Molecule: messenger RNA, 2307 nt
Organism: Wallemia ichthyophaga EXF-994
Lineage: Eukaryota; Fungi; Basidiomycota; Wallemiomycetes; Wallemiales; Wallemiaceae
Product: Pericentrin
Exons: 4
Coding region: 1-2307 (768 amino acids)
Source: RefSeq, a predicted model, not a curated record
AUGCUCAAGCUCAACGAGACACCUUCGCGGAUUUUAAGGAGGAUAAAUGAGGAGGAUAAGGAGGAGCUUGUUUCUCUGCCUUCGAUUGAUGAUCAGGAGUAUUCAGGCUUGACGGAGACUGAAUCGAACGAGACAGCGACACAAGUUAAGGAAAACGUUAAGGAGAAAGUCAAGGAGAACGUUAAGGAGGGCUUUAAAGAGGUUGAAAGACCUAAAGUAAUAUCAGAUGUUGCUCAAACGCCAAAUAAAUUCAACAAAACACCAAAAGACGCGUCAAAACGACUAACAAGUCAACCAAAUGUACUCAUGUCUGCUAUGAAGGAUAAGGCAAAGCCAAAUGUCAACACGACACCAUUCCCUAAGACAGUUUCAUUCUCAAGGAAGCCUCUAGAGAAUAACAAUGAUAACAAUGAUACUAACGAUAACAACGAUCCAUCUUUUGCUUCAUCUAACAGCGAUCUUAUAACUCCGCGUCAACCAAACAACUUUAAUGCAAACAUCACUGCAAACGAAUCAGGUAAUAGAUUCGAUGGCACCAAGUUGAACUCUUAUUUGAAUUCACUCAACGAACACCUCGCAACGGAGAACAAUCAGCUUGUUUCUGCACUCGAAACUGCGAAAGAGGAUGCCUUUGAAGCUCAAGAGCAGCUAAGAUUAAUUGGAGAUGAACACUAUGCGGAGACACAGCAGCUGAGAGAUGAAAUCAAUCGUUUACAUACAUCAAAAUCUCAAACAUCAUCAGAUGAGGUGCAAAAGCUAUCUUACACAGUGGAUAAACUUCAAGACGAAGUGUUACAUUACAAAUCGCGGUCUAAAAAGCUCGAAGAGGAAGUAGCGAACCUUGACAACGACAAGUAUCAACUGAGCAAGGAAGUUAAUGAUGCACGCAAAUUCAAUAGAGACUUUGACCACGAGAAAGAUAAGUAUGAGCGUGCGAUUGGCAGACUUGAGGCUGACCUUCAAGAUCUGGAUGUCGAGCUCGAGCGUCGUCAAACGAUGUACAAUAGUCGUAUGGAGGAGUACAAGGAAGUGAACCAAGAUAUGGAUCAACAACUACAAUCGAAUCAGAUUGAGAUGGAGAAUUUGAGAAUGGACACUAGGAGACUCAAUGAGGAAGUAUACAUGUUGAAAACACGCAGUCCAUCGCAAAACCAAUCUACACCAAGGAACAAAUCUAGAUAUGACACGAUUGACGCUACACCAGCUAUUCACAAGAGCGUCAUCAACCUCAAGAUGCCAAAGACACCAGCUACACCUGAGUGGAUGGGUCAUGAUACCUGGUUGAACCAAACAACGAUCGGAGCUGGAGAUGUACAGCCACUAUUAGCACAAGUAGCUGCUCUCAGAGAGCAACUAGAUGGUGCUAAUAGCCAAGUAGAUAACAAUCUGCGCAUGCUAGGAAAGAGUGGCUUUGACCAGAAGUCUAUAAUCAAUAAGUUGAUGGAAAGUAGUGACAAAGUUCACGAUUUGGAGAUUGAGCUGCAGAAAGUACAUGAAGGUCAGGAUGAGGAUAGGAAGUCGAUAGAAGCACUAAUUGCAGAGCGAGAGAACAUUGUCAAGCUGAGCGAUACGCUACAAGAUGAGCUCCAGAAGGCAGAGACAAAGGUGAUGAGAUUGGAGAAUAAACUGACGGAGACAGCACAAAUGAGAAGGAGGUACGACUCCAAGGUGGAUGAGUGUGAAGAACUCCAAAAACUUAAUGCGGAGUUGCAGGAAGAGGGCAGAGACACACACGAAGAACUCGCCAGACAAGAAAAAGAUCUCAACAGGAUGAACAGAGAGUUUAUCAUACUCGGACAAGAUCUUGAGAUGCUCAAGAAUGAGCGUGAUGGAUUAGAGCAUCGUAAAAUGGCAUCACACAACAAGCUCAGAGAUGAGCUCACGUCUUCUGAAGCUAAUGUACGUGCAUUGGAAGCUCAGCUGAACAGCAGAAGAGAUAGUAUGUCGAUGGAGGAGCGCAACAACUUUAUAAAGGAACGCCGUGGUCUUGUUAUAGAGAUCAAGUAUCACAAAGCCAAAUUCUCACGAGAGAGGACAUUGCGAGAGGAUCUUAUCUGUCAAAAAAAGUACCUGUUACUAUUAGUCGGAGGAUUGAGAUUGACACAAGACGCCACUAUCGCAGCUAUAUCCAAGAUAGGAUUUAUGGAAGAGAUGGCAAAGCGUCCACAAAAGAAAGCAUCGACCAAAUUCCGCAGUGCAGCAUUUGCGGUGAUUGCAAUAAACAGAAUGAGAAAUGCCACCUUCCAUUGGCAAAAUCAGCGUUCAGAACGCGACAGGUUGGUUGCUGCUCGCUCGUCGCGUCGUUAG